Molecule: messenger RNA, 924 nt
Organism: Trichoderma harzianum CBS 226.95
Lineage: Eukaryota; Fungi; Ascomycota; Sordariomycetes; Hypocreales; Hypocreaceae
Exons: 4
Coding region: 1-924 (307 amino acids)
Molecular function (GO): oxidoreductase activity, acting on the CH-OH group of donors, NAD or NADP as acceptor
Source: RefSeq, a predicted model, not a curated record
AUGUCACUCGAAACGUCCGGCGAGUUUCAUGUUAUUGCUCCCGUAAGAUCGGAAAAAGACACCCAAAGCACCCUUGCAUUGCAUCCAGAGUACAGCGAUAAGAACGUUCGCUUUCCUGUCGUGCCCGACCUUGGUGCAAACGGGGCAUGUGAUGAGAUAUUUAGGGAAACAGAGAUAAACUAUGUUAUUCACGCCGCAGGUCGGUUCAGAUUUGAGAAUAUCGAUCCUCAAAAGCUCAUUUACGAUAAUUACGACACGGCGAAAUCCGCAGAGAAGUUUGGGAAGUCUCUCAAGCGGUUUGUCCUCACCGGCUCCGUAAUAGUUGAAAUCACGGGCCAAAUGAAGCCGUCCACCUUUAAGGAGGAGCUUACCGAAGCCGAUAUUGUUUCCAUCCCUCUUGAGGCAGUCCGAGAAAGCGGAGAUUCCGUCGCAUGCUACGUUGCCGCCAAGGCCGAAUCUUCCUCGUUGCUCUUUGAAACAGCUUCCAAAUCCUCCGUAUCCUGGGAUGCCGUCGAACUUUUGCCUGCUGGAACGGCCGGGCCGCUUGCACACUCCAAAGAGAUACCGCCAGUACCCAUGUUCCAGAUUACAGAUGUGCGGGACGUAGCUUUAGCGCACGUCUUGGCUCUGCGUAACGAGAAGGCGAGUGGUCAACGUAUCAAUGUCGUCAACUCGGACUCGUGCUAUUCCCACCAGAUGUUGGCAAAUUUGAUCCGAUCCAAGUAUCCAGAGUUGCGGGACAAGGUGGCAGAAGGAACUCCCGAACAGUUGAUCCCAGCUGGAAUGGUGUUUUACAAAAUCUCCAAUGCAAAGUCGAAAGAAAUUUUUGGAAAUGAGUUAAAUUAUACACCGGAAAGCGACACGUAUAACGCAUAUGUAGAUCGCGUCAGGGAAGCAAUGAGGAACAGGGAUCUUGAGCUAUAG